Molecule: messenger RNA, 4231 nt
Organism: Candoia aspera
Lineage: Eukaryota; Metazoa; Chordata; Lepidosauria; Squamata; Candoiidae
Gene: STK40
Product: serine/threonine kinase 40
Exons: 11
Coding region: 548-1858 (436 amino acids)
Biological process (GO): protein phosphorylation
Molecular function (GO): protein kinase activity; ATP binding
Source: RefSeq, a predicted model, not a curated record
AACUAUGUCUCCCAGAGUCAUAACCAGCCAGGUCAGAAUUAGACCAGUUGUGGCUUCAGGUUCUCUAGAGCUCUGGAAUCACUUUAUUACCCAGAAACAGUUGCAUUUUAGAGAGGUGUUGCACAUUUUUUCCAGUCAAAUGAAAGCUAAGAGGGGACAAGACAAGUGUGGGCUCCAGAUUAGUAACAGAAUAAGCUUUGCAUUUUGGCUGUGGGCCACAUUAAGAGUAACAAAGCAGAUGUUUGAAUUUGUGUGUUAGACAUAGCCAAACCCAGAACAAAAGAUCAGAACUUGGAGAAUAUCUGGCAUAUAUUUGAUCCUUUGCAGUCUUUUGCAGGCACUUGUGUAAUAACUCAGCUGUGUGUUUUCUGUACCCAAAGAGUCAUAUUCAGGAACUAGAACAGCUGCGUUCUAUUGCUCUACACAUCACUGUGGUAGUAGACCAUUUGAGAUUUGAGAAGAAGCUAUGCAGAGCCCUGCAACCUGAACUCCUGCCUUCAGUCCCCCUGCUCAGCUCCCCUUGGUGACUUUGAAGCAAUCACCAGAUAUGCUAAUGAAGCGACGAACCCCCGAUAGAGGUGGUGGGGAAACAUCUGCCAAGGUCCUCUGCCCAGGGAUUUCCAGCAGUAACACCAAAAGAGCGGGGCCUUUCAUUCUUGGCCCUCGUUUGGGCAACUCCCCAGUGCCUAGCAUUGUUCAGUGCCUGGCAAGAAAGGAUGGGACAGAUGACUUCUAUCAGUUGAAGAUCCUCACCUUGGAGGACAAGAAUGACCGUGGCACAGAAACCCAAGAGGAGCGUCAGGGCAAAAUGCUGCUGCAUACAGAGUUCUCCCUCCUCUCCCUCCUGCACAAUCAGGAUGGAGUGGUCCAUCAUCAUGGCCUUUUCCAGGACCGAACCUGCGAGCUGGUGGAAGAUCUGGAGUCCAGUCGGAUGGUCCGAAAAAUGAAGAAACGCAUUUGCUUAGUGUUGGACUGCCUCUGUGCCCAUGACUUCAGUGACAAGACAGCUGACCUCAUCAAUCUCCAGCACUACGUCAUCAAAGAGAAGCGGCUCAGUGAGCGAGAGACUGUUGUGAUCUUCUAUGACGUUGUGCGGGUGGUGGAAGCCUUGCACAAGAAGAACAUUGUACACAGAGACUUGAAACUGGGGAACAUGGUGCUAAACAAAAGGACCCACCGAAUUACAAUCACCAACUUCUGUCUUGGGAAGCAUCUGGUGAGUGAAGAUGACUUGCUGAAGGACCAGCGGGGCAGCCCUGCCUACAUUAGCCCUGACGUCCUCAGUGGUCGGCCAUAUCGUGGCAAGCCCAGUGACAUGUGGGCACUGGGAGUGGUCCUCUUCACCAUGCUCUAUGGACAGUUCCCCUUCUAUGACAGCAUCCCACAAGAGCUCUUCCGCAAGAUCAAGGCUGCUGAGUACACCAUCCCAGACAGGGAUGGGCGGGUGUCCGAAAACACUGUGUGCUUGAUCCGAAAGCUCCUGGUCUUGGACCCUCAGCAGCGCCUGACAGCUUCUGAAGUGCUCGAGUCCCUCAGCUCCAUAAUUGCCUCCUGGCAGUCCAUGUCCUCGCUCAGCGGGCCCUUGCAGGUAGUGCCCGAUGUCGAUGAUCAGGUGGUCAACCCAGAACAUGCGCAUGAGGCGAAGGUGACCGAGGAGUGUUCACAGUACGAAUUUGAGAAUUACAUGAGGCAGCAGCUCUUGCUGGCCGAGGAGAAGAACACGCUCCAUGGGGCAAAAAGUUUCCUGCAGAAGCGGCAGUUUGGCAGUGUCCCUCCCGUGAGACGCCUUGGCCAUGACGCCCAGCCCGUGAGCGCCCUGGACGCGGCCCUCCUAGCACAGCGCUACCUUCGGAAGUAGCCCCCAAAAGGAGCGGGAGCCACGCUCCGCCUGCCCAGUCUGGUGCGAGUGUGAGGGCCAGGCCUGGGCCCCCUGCACGCUGACGGGUCUUGCCUGCUGGGGUCUGCCCCAAGAGGACAAGGGGAAGGCAGCUGGCUGGGACAACCGCCAGUGGAUUCUAACCAACUCCAGCCAUGGGCAGGGGUCUGCUUUCACCCAUGACUCUGAAAUCUACCUCUCCACCUUUCCUAACCACACUGUUCUCCAGAGUGAAACGUCGAGCGGUUUUGGCAACAGUUGCCCCAGCAGGCCUCUUUCCUGACACGAACUGUGGAAACCACGUGGAUUGCAUUUCGCUCCAUGCGGUUUGAAUAAGCUUAAUUGUUUUUUUUCUCCGUUGUCCUUCCCCUUGGGUUUCAAAAAGGUAACUGCUGCUUAAACCCAUUUCUGUUCAAUACGAUGUGUUCUGUUUUCAGUUUAACCCCAGGCUGAAUUUACUUUGUGCAGGCAUUAAUUUUGGACCCCAGUGUGACUGCAGCCUUGGGAAGUGUCUCAUCUUUACUCUGAGCUUGUUGAACUGAGAAAAUUUGCUUGCUAGGGGAAGUUUCAGCCCAGAGCUGUUUAAAAUGUAGCUUUUCUGGAGGCUGAAGCCUCCAAGUCACUUACUUAUUUUGGAUUUCCUGAGUGUUCUGUUUUGGUUUUGAUUUUUAAAAAUGGUAGCUUUUGAAAAGUGCAGUAAUGUUGCAUUAAUUUUGUUGAUUUUUAUCUCUUGCCCCAUGAACCAUGGAGGCAUGUUGAAGGGAUAAAUCUUUGAUAAUGUGAAAGAGGGGGAGUUGUCCCUUCCCCCUUCCUUCUACCCCACCUCACCUGUCCCCCCACUAUAGAUCUCACCUCAGUUCAGGAAAGUCCCCUCCUUAUGUGCUCUUGGCACAGUCAUGCCAUUGUUCUCUGGUCACAGCACUUGCCAGUACGCACAGCCUUGGUGGGAGGGUGGUGCCUUGCUCCAUGCUAGGACAGGGCUGAGUGAUAUCUGAGCCAUGUUCUUUGGACUGGAUGCCUCUCUUGCCAGAUAAGUCAUUCAGAGCAUCCUAUGGAGAUAAUUCUGUUCCAGAGUCUCCUAUUUCCUUUUCUCCUCCAUUGCCAAUUCGUUUUCCAGCAAUGUUGGCUCUCCAUGCAUCUUCCAAAGAACUGGAUGCUGGCAGCCUGGAGCAAGCCAGUGAGAUGGAGCUUGGCAUGACAUCUUCCUUGCCAGGGUGCGGGGGCAGAGAAACCCUUUGACAUGUUCACGAAGAAAACAAUUUCCCAAGAAUGAGUGUGUUCAUAUGAUUGAAGAAGUACAGGCAGAUUUCUGGCUCUGUUGCACAGGGGAGGUUUUGUUGGCCAAGUUACAGGAGAAAAAAUACAGAUUGAACAUUGUCUGGAAAUCCAGUUAAAUAUAAGCGAGGCAUAUCCUGUCAUUCGGAACUGCUAUGCAGGAUAUGGGGUGCAACUUAUCCUGAUCAGUCUCUGGAAAAUGGCACAGGGGCAUGCCUCAAGAGCUAGGCAGACCCCCCCCCCCCGAAGCUGCAGAAUCGGGGUCAUCAAGCAGUGUCCUUUCCAAGCAGCUUUGCCCAGGGAUGGUGGCAGAGGUCAGUAGCAGCAGCAUCCUUUGUUGGCUGAAGUGAAAGGUUGUGUUCCACAGCCCUUCUAGGAAGCAGCCCUCUCUUCUCCUGGUGAGCCGUGCGCAAGGGACUCCUGAACAUGUUUUUUCAAGGGGAGAGAGUUGCACUUCAACUCUCUGCAGGAAUGUGCCCUCAACAAGGAGCACUUAGAGGUAUCACCAAAUCCCAGUCUGCUUUAAGUUCCAUCUCUGGUUGACAUGUUCCCUUAGGAAUGUUGGAAGUAAGACCUGCCAAGCAGGAAGCAGAAGUUGCCAGGAGAAGGAGCGGCUUUCUGCCCCUCUAGAAGGGGAGGUCUGGGGUCUCCCCAAGAGAGGAGCAGGAGACUGUGCUGGGGGGUGGUCCUCUUCCAAAUCCUUCGAAUACUAACAUCCCUCCACAGUUCUGCCCCUUCCUUUAAUUUUUUUCCCCUUCCCCAAGAUAGUUAACUAUGUGUCCGUGUGGUCUGGUCCUUCUCCCACCCUUGAUAAAAUUAGCAAUACUCCACUGAUAUAAAGUUGGGUGUUCUACCAUCUGUUGCAAUAAAACACUGCCUGGAAAGAGAUGGAAAGGGAACCUGGAAAGUGGUGGUGUGAGCUGCUGAGUUGGUUUGGGGGGAUUUCAGGUUGGGUGAGACACCAGAGACAAAAAUCCUAUUGUAAAAAAUUGCAAAGAGAAUUUGUAUAGAGACCUAUUUUUGUAUUACACCGAACUAGCCCCGCAUGCCAGCAAUAAAAUUUCAUAAUGUUGAAUUAAA